AGCGUAGAUGUGAUGCAGAUUUUGACUCAUUUGUGAAACUGCAGACAGAUAAAAAAGGUGGUCACAGUGAUGGCAGACCCAAAAUAUGCCAAUCUUCCAGGAAUUGAUCAUGAUGCCCCUGAUGUUUAUGAAACAGAAGACUUGCCAGAAGAUGAUCAGGCCAUGCAGCUACCACAGGAGGAGCCAAGUGAGAAUAUAGAAAAAUUAAAACUGGACACUAAUGCAGCCCUGGGAAAAUUCAAAGGGUCAGAGGUCAAGGCAGAUGGACUAGAUUUCUCUGAUAGAAUAACAGGAUCAAGAAGAACAGGAUAUGACAUUGAAAAGACAGAAUAUGAAAUGUUGGAAGAUGGAUCCAGUAAGAUAGAAACCCCACAACAGAAGUUCCAGAGACUCCAGCAUGAGAUUCGAGAGCUAGGGGAGGAAGUUCACUCCAUCCAGGAGAACGUGAAGAAGGAGGCCACGGCUAAGACCUCCCCCGUAGAUCUCAGCAAGCAGCUGGAGUAUCUACAGCACCAACUCAACGACCUUCACCUGGAGAAACUGCUAGGACCAGAGGCCAAGGUCGAUUUAUCAGACCCACAAGGUCAACUCCAGAAGCGCCUUCUGACAGAACUGGCUGCCUAUAAACCAACAGAAGGGAAACCAGCCUCAGGCGCUAAACCAGGAAGUGGGUGUGUGACGUAUGAACUCUUCUACAGACCAGAGCAAGCCCAGUUCAGCAGGAAUGCCAGACUGGCUAAACUGGAGGAGCGACUAGAGAGAUUAGAAGCUGUACUGGGGCAGAGCUCAGACAAAGUGGGAAUACUGACUGCUGAUACUGAUAACAAAGGAGUUGUGGAGGCUGUUGGAGUUCUGAAUUCCAAGCUCUCCCUAUUGGAGCCUAGUAAUAUUGACCAGGUAGAUGUCCGACUAGCAAGUGUUCUCCAAAAGCUGAAUCAGAUUGCUGACAAAAAAUCAGGCCAAGCUGACCUAGAAAGACAAAAUAAGGUAUCGGAGUUGUAUGACAUGGUAAAGAAAUGGGACUCUGUGAGAGAUACUUUACCACAUGUCGUGGACAGACUGGUGUCACUUAAAGAACUUCAUGAACAAGGUAAACAACAUAUUCAACUGUUGUCACAUCUGGAUACGGCACAACAGGAGAUAACCACGACACUGGGCGCUCAUGGUGAUAUGAUGAAACAGCUUCAAGUGAUGUUUCAAGAAAACAGUAAAACAGUGAAGGCUAACUGCGAGAGUUUAGAUCAGCGAUUAAAAGCUCUUGGCAAGUGAUUUUUGUGUAGAAUAUAACCAAGAGUUAAAUAGCCUGAGGUACCGUGGUUCCAUAUCUCACUGCAUCAAGUGGUAGUAAAAUCUUAAGUUGUCCUUUUCAUGUACAUUUUAUUGGUUGUAAUACAUGUAUCAUGGAUCAAAUAUUGCAAUUUUACUUCUUUUUUUUUGGAACAAUUCUGUAGACUAUAUAAUUUGCUGGAAAGAAAUAUUAAUUUAUGGUAUAUGUACAGCUGUCAAUUUUUAUGUGGACCUCAUUAUUGAUUUAUGUUUUGUUCAAAGAUCAAAGCAUAAUUGGAUGUCCGGUAUUGAAUGUACCUUAAUACACAGCAAUGUGAAGGGUUUUUUUUGGAUAGUAGAUACUAUUUUCCAUGAGCUUAUGAGUUUUGAUACAUGUAAAGUAACCUUGGAAUAUGGACAUGUAUUUGAUACUUAGAUU
Messenger RNA from Saccostrea cuccullata (small rock oyster), 1705 nucleotides. RefSeq names its product dynactin subunit 2-like. Lineage: Eukaryota; Metazoa; Mollusca; Bivalvia; Ostreida; Ostreidae. Gene Ontology annotation, biological process: mitotic spindle organization. The record is from RefSeq and is a predicted model, not a curated record. Gene Ontology annotation, cellular component: cytoplasm; dynactin complex; centrosome. The transcript is spliced from 12 exons. The coding region runs from base 70 to 1269 and encodes 399 amino acids.